Messenger RNA from Lachancea fermentati, 1005 nucleotides. NCBI's taxonomy places the organism in Eukaryota, Fungi, Ascomycota, Saccharomycetes, Saccharomycetales, Saccharomycetaceae. The record is from the annotation of a GenBank genome assembly.
AUGCCAUCGACGCAUAAUAAAGACAAGCCUUGGGAUACUCCUGAUAUUGAUAAAUGGAAGACCGAAGAGUUUAAGCCUGAGGAUAAUGCCUCUGGGUUGCCAUUUGCGGAAGAGUCAAGCUUCAUGACUCUCUUUCCGAAGUACAGAGAAGUUUACCUGAAAUCAGUUUGGAACGACGUGACCAGGGCUUUAGACAAACAUAAUAUUGCAUGUACAUUGGACUUAGUUGAAGGUUCUAUGACAGUCAAAACUACACGUAAAACCUAUGACCCCGCUAUAAUAUUGAAGGCGCGAGACCUCAUAAAACUGUUAGCCCGUUCAGUUCCGUUUCCUCAAGCAGUCAAAAUACUGCAGGACGAUAUGGCAUGUGACGUGAUCAAAAUAGGAACUUUCGUUUCUAAUAAGGAGAGGUUUGUAAAGAGAAGACAGCGACUCGUGGGACCAAAUGGAAAUACAUUGAAAGCUCUGGAACUUCUUACCAAGUGCUAUAUUCUUGUACAAGGCAACACAGUGAGCGCUAUGGGUCCUUACAAGGGCUUGAAAGAGGUCCGUCGUGUAGUAGAAGACUGUAUGAAAAAUAUUCAUCCAAUUUAUUAUAUUAAAGAGCUCAUGAUCAGGAGAGAACUGGCUAAGAGGCCAGAAUUAGCUGAGGAAGAUUGGUCCAGAUUUUUACCCAUGUUUAAGAAGAGAAAUGUCGCCCGGAAGAAACCCAAAAACAUCAAGAAGAAAGAAUCAAAGGUAUACACUCCCUUUCCUCCUUCACAGCUUCCUAGAAAGGUGGAUUUGGAGAUUGAAAGUGGUGAAUAUUUCUUAAGUAAAAAGGAGAAAGAAAUGAAAAAGCUUGAGCAAAGGAAAGCUGAACAGGCAGAAAAGCAGGUAGAGAAAGAGCUAGAGAGGGCUAAGGAAUAUGUGGCGCCUGAUGAAGAGCAGUAUACCAGCAAACUUAAGAAAAGAAAAGGUACAUCUGAAGAAAAGAAGACCAGCUCAAAAAAGGCCAAAAAAUGA